AUGUCUAAGAGAGCAUUGGAGUUACUCGCUUUACCCAAAGAUGGUGUUCCUAAGUUACUUCUUGACAUUGGUUGUAGAUUAGGACUUAGUGGUAAGACUAUCACACAGAAUGGACACCGUUGGAUUCGUCUUGACAUUUCAACCUCAAUGAAUAAUAUUGCAUUGGAGCGUGAGGUUGCGGGCUACUUUAUACUCGGUGAUAUGGGUCAGGGUUUAGAGUUUCGUCUUGGAAUGUUUGAUGGGGCCAUCGGUAUAUCUACUGUUCAGUGGUUAUGUUAUGCUGUUAAAUCAUGUCACAACCCUCAUCUAAGAUUGAAAUCUUUUUUUACAUCUUUAUACAGAUGUUUGACAAUUGGUGCUAGAGUAGUAUUUCCACUGAAUGCUGAAAGUUCGGAUCAGCUUAAAUUGAUUGGUAGAGCUGCAUUAGGUGCUGGAUUUGUAGGGACCUUUGGGGUGGAUCAUCUAGGAAGUUGGAAGAAGAAAGAAAGGUUUCUUGUUUUAACAUGUGUUGCAAACACUUUGUUGGCCAAACGGGAAGAUGAAGGUGAAGAAAAUAAGAGGGCAAGUCUGGUGUAAUCAACUCAAAGCUUUGUUUAAAUUGAUACAUCUGGUAUUUACAUGUUUCUUGUAAAUUGUUCCGAGUUAGUUUCCGGUUAAAUUCAAAUCUUUGGUUAAAUUGAUACAUGUGGUAAUCAAUUUGUUUCUUGUUUUCACAUGUUUCUUAUUUUCACAUGUGGUAUUUCCUUCAUACAAUAAAGUAUGAUGAUUAAAUUGAUAUUACUGUAGGUAAAUAUCUCAGUAAUAUUUUUUGUGGCUAAAUCUUAAUAUUUUCAAAAAUGUUUUUUAUUCGAAAACAACAGCAGCUAUUGUGACGGUGGUUCCAAAUCUUGGCAGGAAGGAUGUCUAUUUGGCAUACGUGCCCCUUAUUCGAAAACAACAGCAGCUAUUGUUGUCGUUGUCCAGUUUAUUAUGUUGGCUUUAAGUUGUGUAAUUGGUUAUGGUAAUAUGGUUUAUUCUAUAAUAAAACAUUAGAAAAGAGGUUAGGUCCCUUUUUUCAAAA
Molecule: messenger RNA, 1060 nt
Organism: Cicer arietinum (chickpea)
Lineage: Eukaryota; Viridiplantae; Streptophyta; Magnoliopsida; Fabales; Fabaceae
Product: 18S rRNA (guanine-N(7))-methyltransferase RID2-like
Biological process (GO): rRNA (guanine-N7)-methylation
Cellular component (GO): nucleolus
Molecular function (GO): rRNA (guanine) methyltransferase activity
Source: RefSeq, a predicted model, not a curated record